This is a messenger RNA of Schizosaccharomyces octosporus yFS286, 1616 nucleotides long. RefSeq names its product Vac7. Bases 122 to 892 code for a protein of 256 amino acids. The transcript is spliced from 2 exons. The record is from RefSeq and is a predicted model, not a curated record. Lineage: Eukaryota; Fungi; Ascomycota; Schizosaccharomycetes; Schizosaccharomycetales; Schizosaccharomycetaceae.
UCGUAACGUGCCAUUCGCAUGACAGGAAGAAACUAGAAAUAAACGUCCAAGAGCCAUUGUGCCUUAAUUUUGAGCUUAAAAAGUUUCAUUAAGGAAAGGAAUUGCAAUUCAUUUAGUGAAGAUGAAAAUCCCAGAAUCGAAACCAAUGCAAAUGUCCGUUGAAACGGAAACUGUCAUGAACGUUUCGCAGGUACAAAUAUCUGGAAGUUGCUCAAAAAAACCUUCCUUUGAAGCUUUGAAAUCUAAAAAGAAUAGCUCGAAGAAGAAAAAGGUUUCAGUGCCAAAUGUCAUAACUUCGAAGUCAGCAAUGUUCGCUGCGAGAGUUGCAUCUGCUGUUGACCAAGAUUCCAAUGAUGAGGAAAGCGAGAACUUUGUAUACGAGAGUGUAAAUUCUCCAUUUGAUGAAGAUUCUCAGCAUUCACCAUCAAAUUCUAUUCGAUCUUUACAAGCUUGCAAUCUUCCUUUAGAAAUGUUGCCGCCCAUCAAUCAUGUUUCUCAUUACGGCGCUACUUGCUCAAAUGGCACUUCCCUUGGCGCUACUAACUGGUCUCCAAAGAUUGUUCCUAAACGAUCAGCAAAGUUUUCUUCCAUUCCUGCUGCUGCAUCUACUGACUUGAAAAAUAUGAGUCCUACUGCCACGACUCGUGGGCUCGCUACACAUUUUCCAAAUCAUAUCCCUAGUACCAAGACCCAUUUAUUACAAAAAGAUAACUCCCAAUCUUGGCAUUCUCAUCACAGUCGAUUUCUGAGUGAAACCUUGUCGAAAUCGGAUUCUUCCCCCACCUCCUAUUCUAGGUAUUUCCUGUCAAAGCGAUUAUUUAUUCUUCUGCUUUUAGCUGGUAUUUUUCUGUUCCUGUUAUCGUACGUCUAUUACAUGCUGGACUUUAUUUAAUACUACAUUAUUGGACUAUGGCUGACUUUCUGUAUUCCUUCUUCCUUCAUAUUAAAAGUUUAUGCUAUCAAUAUCUAGUCUUAAAAAAUUUUUGACUAGAGCUUUUUGUUGACUAAGAAUUUUCUGCAUGUUUAAUAGUUCCGACCUGUUCAACUAAAAGACAUUCUGAUCCGUCUUAAUUGCUUUAUGCCCUGUUUCAUGUUUUGCUCCUAAUGUUAAUCGUCCGUUCCGUUCCUACUUAAUUUUAAUAUCCGUUUUAUCUUUCUGCGUAGUUGAUAUGAUUUUAUUACGUUUAAUCUAUAAUGUUCUUUGCAUUACUCGUACCUCACCUUCAUUAUUUGUUUGGAUUAGGAAUAAAAUAAUUUCUUUGUCUACGGUCUUCUCUACUUCAUUGUUGAGAGUAAGUAUAAGCAACAGUUUCUCGAGUUAGUUAUAUCAACUCAAAGGUACUGAAAAGAUAUUGGUGGAACUUAGUUGCUCCGUUGUGUUGAAUGCUUGUUACCUUUCGUAAUGAUGAAUUCCGAAAAAUAUAGAAACAAAUGUUAAUGUGGAUGGAUGGUUGUUUACUGAGUAAUACGAUCUUGAUCAGCUGUACUUUGUGGUUUUUACUUUCGUGGUUGUUGUGAAAUAGAUUGAUUCUUUUACUUAGAAACAUAUUCAUUCAUGAAUGUAAAUUAGAUAAUAUAUUAUACACCCUUCCUAAUAUUAUUCUAUUAACUCUUGC